Messenger RNA from Mytilus trossulus (common blue mussel), 706 nucleotides. RefSeq lists its product as uncharacterized. The record is from RefSeq and is a predicted model, not a curated record. The transcript is spliced from 3 exons. NCBI's taxonomy places the organism in Eukaryota, Metazoa, Mollusca, Bivalvia, Mytilida, Mytilidae. Bases 87 to 512 code for a protein of 141 amino acids.
CUUGAGAUGACGUCAAAUAAAAAUUGCGUAUAACAUGACGUCAUAGUAGUUUCUGGUUGUAAUCCACAUAAAAACGAAGUUCGAAAAUGUCCUGUAUAUUUGGUAAAGACGAUACCACUAAGUCUGGAAGCGACAAUGAGUAUAUCAAAUUCCACACACGAGAUGAGUCUGAUCAGUGUGAAGAAGUUCGACCAAUGACAUGUCAAAUAUACCCAGGACUUUCUGCAACACGUCUGUACAACUACCUGAAAUCAAAAUCUGCCUCAACACCAUGUAUCAUAUACUAUAUGAGACGACUGCAAACUGUCAAUUCGAAUUACAAGAGGGAAUAUUUAGAGAGAAAUGGAGUACCAUAUCCAUACAAUAAUAUAUUUCGUCCGAGCUUGAAUGUUUCAAAUAAUGCUUCAAUGAUGUCUACAGACUGGAUGUCCAUUAUAUCUCACGAUACUUCUAUUUCUAUGAACGAGAAUAGCCUCUAUUACAAACUAUACUACGGAAGUCAAGACUUCUAACAAAGUUUUUACUCUUUGCAGCAUAGUUCACAGUUCGUGAACUUUGGCACUUAAAAGUUGUGCAAUGAAUACAUUGAGAAUCUGUGAUAAGUUAAAUUUUAUCUUAUUUUAUAUCUAGUUUUAUACAUUGUUAAUGUUUGUUAUACCUAUACUAUUUUGUUACAUGAGAAUAAGAUUAAAAAAAGUGAAUAUGA